AUGUCAAACAGCUCCAAGAGGAGCUCCCUCGUCGCCCACGUCGAGGAUGCCGCCGACGAAGACGCCGUCGAAGGCAUCUCGAGCACCCGCAAGUACGCCAUGUCCGAGGCCCCGGCCAAGGAGCGCCCCAACACGAGCAAGUCACGCGCCGACAGGAGCCACGCCCUCUCUAGGUCCACGUCGUCGUCUGCUGGCGCCGGCCUCACAGACUCCGACUCGACGGCCCGCUCCUCGGAGAAGAGGAGCAAGGAAGCCGUGCGUCCGCCGCGGAGGGAGCCCUCCGACACGAGCCAGCGCGACCCGAAGCGACGCGAGCGGAGGCCCAGGGAAGACGAGGCUCGUCCGCGCCGCGCCAGAAACGAAAACUCCAGGCCGCCCCCCUCCAAGCACUCCCUCUCGAUGCCAGUCGUCCAGCAGCAGCCUGGUGGCUACGUGAGGGGCCGUGUCGAGCACCCGGCCUUUUACGGCGUCAGGCAGCCGGCUGCCUCGGGCACUCGGCCCCGAGCCCAGACACGGCCCGUCAGCUACUACGCCGGCCAGCCACCUGGGCCGCCCAUGGUGGGACCGGGUUGGCCUCCAGGUGGGCCCAACCCCGGAGGCCCGUUUCCCGUCGGCAGCUUCCCGCCCCCACCCCUGUGGUCCGGCGCCGGCCCCCCAACCCCCGGCUUUGGCCCUCCUCCGCCAUCGCCUGUCGGGCAGCCGCCCCCUGGCUACCUGGAUUCGUCUGCCCUGGGCUCGAGCCCCCACAGCCGCCUGAAGCACCGAUUCGAGUCCCGGCUCGAGUCCCGGCCCUCGUCUGCCCUGGGCUUCCGCGGUCCCCCCGCCCACGACUCCCGCCAGGACGACUUCUCGGACGAGCCGCCCCCCCGCGUCUCACGUCGGCUCUCACGCACCAAACGGGCCGACCAAGACGCCAUGCGCAUGCCGCCCCCGAGCUACAUCCCCAAGAGGCCCCAGUCGGCGCUGCCCCCCACCACGUCCUUCCGGCCGCCACCGAUCCAACGCCCGCCGUCCCGCCAGAACCAGUCGCGCCCGCCGCCCCUGCAACGGAGGUCGGCCGGGUACGAAGACGUCACGUACGACGACUCGUCCUCCGAGGCCUCCCUGGGCGACGACCCAGACCAGGGCUUGUUCCACGACAUAUCUCCCAAUGCGUCGUACGACCAACGGCGGGCUGUCGUCUCCCGCCAGAGGCGGGCAUCUGUCGUGUACGAGCAGCCCGACUACGACCUUGUCCCGGCCGCCGGACGUGCCCGGCGGGCUUCCAUGUACGGCCCCGGCCCUGGGGGCGUGAGCCUCGGGGACAGCAAGCUCAACGCCGCCCUCAAGUAUCAGGACGACGUCAACGGGGGCUCCCAGGUGCCCCUGACGGCCGAGACGCUGCGCAAGGUGAUGAGGCGCGGCGGCGUGCCCAGCAGCCAAUCCACGCGCAGCAGCGGAAGCCGAGACGACAGCGAGUACCGGCGCAGCAACACGACGGGCAUCACGCGGUCCUCGUACGGAAACGACGAGUUCACCAUCAAGGUGCCCGGCAACUCGGUCGUCCGGCUGCAGGGGGGGGCCGAGAUUGAGUGCAGCAACGAGGGGGGCGAGAUCACCUGGUCAAGCCGCGCGGCGGGCUCGCGCGCAGGCAGCGACAGAGCCAGCACCGUCUUCCCACAACUCGAGGACUCGCGGCGAAUCGGCGACGGGCGCCACCACGAAGACCCGCGCCGACUCGAAGACCCACCCAUGCGCAUGGAGCGCAAGGCCCUACCGCACCGCCCGCGCGCCCCGAGCCAGGCAGACUCGCAGAGCCGCGGGUAUGCGCCGACCUAUGCGCCUUACGAACCGGCCUUUGCCGGCGGAAACUACUUUUGA
Hirsutella rhossiliensis is the source of this 1860-nucleotide messenger RNA. RefSeq lists its product as uncharacterized. The record is from RefSeq and is a predicted model, not a curated record. The coding region runs from base 1 to 1860 and encodes 619 amino acids. The transcript is spliced from 2 exons. NCBI's taxonomy places the organism in Eukaryota, Fungi, Ascomycota, Sordariomycetes, Hypocreales, Ophiocordycipitaceae.